Molecule: messenger RNA, 108 nt
Organism: Linum tenue
Lineage: Eukaryota; Viridiplantae; Streptophyta; Magnoliopsida; Malpighiales; Linaceae
Source: the annotation of a GenBank genome assembly
AUGCAAAAAAAAAAUAUUCAAGAUGGGAAGCAAAAGGUACUUGGUGCUAACUUUGACACUAAGGGAAAGAGGGAAAUGGUAGCUACUCUGUUUAAAGCAAAUGUUUAA